GAGAAAGAGAGAGAGAGAGAGAGAGAGAGAAAGAGUGAGAGAGAGAAAGUGAGAUUACAGUUCCAUUGUGAUGUGCCAUAUGCUUGUCAUGUUAAAGUUGUAAAAAAAUAAAUAAAGACAAAAGUAUUUUAAAAGUGAACAGGACCCUCAUAAAACUGAUUAACCAUGGCACGAUAUUUCAGGGAAGAAGAUAUAGAUGAGUUCCGAGAAUGUUUCUAUUUAUUUGCACGAAGCGGUCAAAUUCGAACACUCGAUGAACUUACUAUAAUUAUGAGAUCUUUGGGAUUAAGUCCAACUAUUGCAGAAUUAAACAAAUAUAUGAAGGAUAAAGGUGGAAAAAUGUCUUUUGCUGAUUUCCUGGAAGUUAUGCAUCUUCAGACUCAUGUGGAAGAUCUACCAAAAGAAAUCAUUAAAGCCUUUCAAGCUGCAGAUACAUCACAUAGUAACACUAUUCCAGCUCGCCAAUUAGCGCAUAUGUUGCUUCAUUGGGGAGAACAAUUGAGUAACAAGGAAGUGGAACAGAUUUUUCGCGAGGCCAAUGUAUCUUUGAAUGGAUACGUGAAAUACGAAGAUUUUGUGAAAAUAGCAUGUGCACCUGUACCUGAUUAUUAUUGAGCACCUUGUCAAGUAAUUUUUAUAUUAGUAUAUAUAUUCUAUUAUACAGGGUGUCUGGUAACUAAUUGAGCAACCCCCGUGUACAGGUAGAACAGGUAAAAAUAAUCAUAAAAGUUAUAUCCCAGUUUGAAAAUUUUCUCAAUAUUUAUUCCGUAAUUAAUUAAAAUGUAUAAACGAAUGAGCUCACGAGAAGCAGUAGAACAGGCUCUGUGUGUAAAAGAAAUGGCUAUCUCUUAGCAACGAUGAGUAAACAGCUGAUUUCGAGGAGGAGUAACAAACGACAUGUAUACGUUACUUUGACUCAUUCUACCCGUACACGGCGGUUGCUCGAUCACCAGAGUUACCGGACACCCUGUAUAUGUAUAUAUAUAUAAGAGAAGAAGAUGCUUAUACAAACACGAAAAGACUUAUUUAUUAUAAGAACUUUUAUAAAACAAAAUUUUUGUAAUUUGAGAAUAUGGUUGUGCAGGCUUAUGGUUAUACUAUAUACAAUAAAUGAAGAUAUUUUUACAUA
Odontomachus brunneus is the source of this 1129-nucleotide messenger RNA. RefSeq names its product calmodulin-like protein 4. Gene Ontology annotation, molecular function: calcium ion binding. Bases 166 to 615 code for a protein of 149 amino acids. The record is from RefSeq and is a predicted model, not a curated record. NCBI's taxonomy places the organism in Eukaryota, Metazoa, Arthropoda, Insecta, Hymenoptera, Formicidae. The transcript is spliced from 5 exons. Gene Ontology annotation, cellular component: myosin II complex.